CCUUGGAAAAAAAAUGUCUUGCAGCUGCUGAAUGAUGCGCAACAGAGGCCAUUUAGAAGUGGAUAUUCGCUAUGCCACUUGAAAAUGCGUAUACCCUCCACGACACUACUGUUCCACACAGUGUUGGUUUAAUCAGCUGGGAGAAAUAUCCAAACCUUCAUUUGUGCACCAUGGAUUUGUGGGGGCCUUUAUGUUAUAUAUGCUCAGCGACAAAACAUUUCACAUUUUAGACAGCUACAGACUUGAAGUGUGUGGUGAAGUAUCAAAUGCAUUCACUUGUUUAACUCCAGAUCUAGAUUUAGCAAUUCACAGCAUCAGCGUCAAUGUACCACCUUCAUUCGGUGUAAUCAUGUGGAGCAGAAAGCUCUGCUCCCAGCUGUCACAGUUUUUUAUCCUGGGCUUUAACCAGAUUUAACUCCACACAUCAGCUAGUGAUGUGUGGAGAGUCAGAGGACUGAUGAAAUGAAGGAAAAGAUAUUGAAUGGUGACUGCGAAACAAAACUGAUCCGUAUGAUAUAGAAUUGAUUGGGUGAAAUGCAGCGCAUUGUUCAGCCAAUGACAUUGUAGCAGGAUGAAGAGGGUUUCCAGUGCAGAGUCAUUUAUCCUUAUUUCUACCAAAGGUGUAGAAAUGGGGGCAAUACAGUACUUGUACAACACCUUAAUCUGGUGACCAAGCUGUGAUGCUGAUGUACAGCCUUCUAGUCUGUGGCAAACCGUUGGCUUUGUCCAUACUGUCGUAACUACUACUAAAUCCAUAAGCUUCUGUCCUAUGAAAUAGGUCCUAUCAUUUUUUGGAGAGUCAGUGAAGUUGAUGUCUGUUCAUGCUGCUAAUAUGGGUAGACCAAUGUUAUUUUAACAGCAAACCAAAUGCACUGUUUUCAGGGGAUGACAUUUCUUAGUCAUUGCACUUACCAUGCAAUCAUUUUCAAAUUCCUUUAUUAAAUACUGUACAAUUCAUUUUUCUCUUUAUGGCCAUGGUUGCCUGGAACUUGUCCCAACACACACUUGAUUUCGCAAUUCAAAUACAUUUUUUCUAAAGAAUAUUUUAUACAGGAAUUGACAGUGCUACAAUUCUACUAGCAUUUGCUACUAAAAAUAGACACGUGCAAACUGUAAAAUCUGUUUAGUAGACUGUCUGCUAUUAAAAAAUACUGUUGCAGUUAGUUAGGGUCUGUGUUGUAUGUAUUUUGAGGAGGUACGUGUGCAUGACAAAUCUGCGUGGCCUUCCCGUGAAGGUAAUUUGGGAACCUUGGAUUUGGACAGUGGCUCCAACGUCCUGGGAGACAACUUGUUUAUUUACAGAUCAUUUCUGAGACUUAAUUGCAAUUGUGGCGGUUAUUGAUCUGAGAACAGGCAUGGGCCAUCGAUCUCCUGCUGUCCCCAGAUGGGUCGGGGACAAUUCUCCCAGCCCCAUUACAACCAACCUGAGCAGCAGGCAACGUGGCCAAAUGAAAUAAACGACACAGAGUCUCGACUGAAUUAAUGAAACGGGGCAAGCUGCUUCCGUCUGGCGUGUACUGAUGCAGAUGGACGUCAAGACCAAACGUUGACGAGUGGAAGUAACGGAUUCCCCCCUUCACCCUUUUGCCCCCUACACCUCCUGUCACGCUGGCAAUGUCAAGAGUCCCGAGUCCCCCUCCCCCUGCGGAAAUGUCCAGCGGGCCUGUGGCCGAGAGCUGGUGCUACACACAGAUCAAAGUGGUGAAGUUCUCUUACAUGUGGACCAUUAACAACUUCAGUUUCUGUCGUGAGGAGAUGGGCGAGGUCAUCAAGAGCUCCACCUUCUCUUCUGGGGCCAAUGACAAGCUGAAAUGGUGUUUGCGAGUGAAUCCCAAGGGCCUCGAUGAGGAGAGUAAAGACUACCUGUCUCUCUACCUGCUGCUGGUCAGCUGCCCAAAGGCUGAAGUGCGUGCCAAGUUCAAGUUUUCCAUCCUCAAUGCUAAGGGAGAGGAGACCAAAGCCAUGGAAAGCCAGAGAGCAUAUCGCUUUGUCCAGGGGAAGGACUGGGGCUUUAAGAAGUUCAUCCGGAGAGACUUCCUCCUAGAUGAGGCCAACGGUCUUCUACCCGACGACAAGCUCACGCUCUUUUGUGAGGUGAGUGUGGUGCAAGACUCGGUCAACAUAUCUGGACAGAACACCAUGAACAUGGUGAAGGUGCCUGACUGCCGGCUAGCAGAUGAGCUGGGGGGCCUGUGGGAGAACUCGCGUUUCACAGACUGUUCACUGUGUGUGGCUGGCCAGGAGUUUCAGGCCCACAAAGCCAUCCUGGCAGCACGCUCCCCUGUAUUCAGCGCCAUGUUUGAGCAUGAGAUGGAAGAGAGCAAAAAGAACCGUGUGGAGAUCAACGAUGUGGAGCCCGAGGUUUUUAAAGAGAUGAUGUGCUUCAUUUACACAGACAAGGCUCCCAACCUAGACAAGAUGGCCGACGACUUGCUGGCAGCAGCUGACAAGAUUUUCCCCACACUGUACGGGAUUACGGGCACACACUGUGAGAUCUCACAUAUUCUCUGUGAGGUGACAAGAUGGAAGAGCCUACGUGCACUGAAUCCACUCAACCAUAUCCGAUAUGCUCUGGAGAGACUGAAGGUCAUGUGCGAGGACGCUCUGUGCACCAGUUUGUCUGUGGAAAACGCUGCAGAGAUCCUCAUCCUGGCUGACCUGCACAGCGCCGACCAGCUCAAAACGCAGGCGGUCGACUUCAUCAACUACCACGCAGCAGAGGUGAUGGAAACAGCCGGCUGGAAGUCCAUGGUAGCGUCUCAUCCUCACCUGGUGGCUGAAGCUUACCGCUCCCUGGCUUCAGCCCAGUGCCCUUUCCUCGGACCCCCACGGAAGCGCCUCAAACAAUCCUAACAGCCUCACAGCAAGGCGUCGGCACACUCAAACACACUUACACACAUGCAAAACACUAAAACCCAGAGAUCCCCCCUCUCAAACACAGGGACAACCUUUCCCCUUGCUGUUACCUACUACGCUACCUACAGCCUCCCCCCAAAUCUCCCCCUUCUGCCCCAUCCAAACCUGCUGUAUUUAGUCUCUUCUAAAGAUGGAGGGAAGAAGGAGGAGGAGGAGGUGGAGGAGGAAAAGAGGGACAGGUGGGCUUGAGGAGUGGAUGUUUGUCGUUUAGAACCACAACAACCCUCCCCUUUUCCCCGCGGCUCUGGCGCAGUGAGAUCUGACAUUGUGCUCUUUUCCGUGUGAAAACAAAAUCCUACGACAUCCUGCUAGUUCCGACUUUGGAAUCCGUUCAGAAGGACACGAGAACCCAGUAAGAGCCAAGUGUCCGAGGCUUAAAGGAUACGUGCGGAUUAACAAAGUAUAAACUGUCAGUUUUAUCAAAAGGCUUCAUUUUGUUCGUGUUUGGAGUUGAGCAGUUGGAGAAACCCCUGGAUCUUAAGGACACGUGGGCCUGUGAGUGACUGAAGAAGAAGUGGGCCUGUUAGUUCCAAACUAUAAGCCCCUCCCACCGAGAGACGACUAAGGGCUAGUGAAAAAUAGAAUCAGAUAAUGGGACAAAAUCGUCAAAAAGAUUUUCCCAAAGGACGUUGGGAAAAUAUUGCACUAAAGUCACAGGUUACCCCUCGUCAACCCUUACCAGCAGUAAAGCAGAAAUACUGUAGGCAAGCACACUAAAUUGAAGCAAGCUUCAUGGACUAGAGACCCAACUGGACCAAUAAGAACAAGUUCCCUUUAAGAAGAUUUAUCACCAAGUGACAAAAACAACCCAACGUGUACUCCCAUACAAAACUCUUCAAGCUUCAUCUGCGUCCGUUUUCAUUUUUCAAAUAGCCAGAAAUAAAAUGCAGUAUAGAGAGAAUACAGAAAAUUGCAACGCAUAACUGGAUGUUCUUCUUGGGGCAUUUUUCUGUGUGGAUCUGUGUCCGCCGCCCUUGAGAGAAAAUAAAAUCCAAGGUGUCAACAGACAAACUAACCAAGAGACAACGAACGGUCGAGAAACAAAAUGUCAAGAAAUGGUUACAAAAUGACUCAGUCGGGGCAUGUUAAUGUUCUUUUAUGACAGAUCUUAUUUGUUUUUUUCCCCCUAUGAACUGUCAUUUCUAUUUUUUUCAUAGGAAUUUGUACAGACACUAGUGUUUUUGAAGCUGUGUAAAACAAAAGCAUUUUCAACCAUGAAAUUGGGGGGGGAAUAUGGGGACAAAUGUUUUCUUUGCAGGCAUGAAGACUGAGUGGGAAAUGAAAUUCAAAUGAACACGUUUUAAUGUUCAGAUAAGACAAAAUGUGAAAGAAAAUGCACACCGAGGAAAACCAACAUGAAUUACUAUUUGAAGUUAUCAUUUGAACCUGGUGGAAAAUGGUAAUCUGUCGAAGGAACCGUCGUCGUUUCUUUCCUGUAGAUAUCGCUGGUCAUGAGAAGUGACACUUAGUUGUUGCCAUUUUUUGUCCCCCUAAAAAAUAAACCACAACUAUUUUGUAUUGAAUGCAA
Scophthalmus maximus (turbot) is the source of this 4444-nucleotide messenger RNA. RefSeq names its product speckle-type POZ protein. Gene Ontology annotation, molecular function: ubiquitin protein ligase binding. Lineage: Eukaryota; Metazoa; Chordata; Actinopteri; Pleuronectiformes; Scophthalmidae. Gene Ontology annotation, cellular component: nucleus; cytoplasm. The coding region runs from base 1615 to 2853 and encodes 412 amino acids. Gene Ontology annotation, biological process: regulation of proteolysis; proteasome-mediated ubiquitin-dependent protein catabolic process. The transcript is spliced from 11 exons. The record is from RefSeq and is a predicted model, not a curated record.